CUCUGCGCUCAGCCCGCGCGCUCGCAGCUUCUAGCUCUCUCCGCCUGCCCGCCCGUCCGUCCGCCAGCUCCCUUGCUACCUCGCGCUAUUGCUUGCGCUCGCCUCGCUGAUCGCGGUGGUUCUGGCCACAGUCUUCGGCUGGGAAGGGGGACAGAGGCGACGGCUCAGGGGAAGUGAGGCUACAGUGGUGGUGGUAGGAAGAUGUCGGGCGAGGACGAGCAGCAGGAGCAAACUAUCGCCGAGGACCUGGUCGUGACCAAGUAUAAGAUGGGGGGCGACAUCGCCAACCGCGUACUUCGGUCUUUGGUGGAAGCCUCCAGCUCAGGUGUGUCAGUACUGAGCUUGUGUGAGAAAGGUGAUGCCAUGAUUAUGGAAGAGACAGGGAAAAUCUUCAAGAAAGAAAAGGAAAUGAAAAAAGGUAUUGCCUUUCCUACCAGCAUUUCGGUAAAUAACUGUGUAUGUCACUUCUCCCCUUUGAAGAGUGACCAGGACUAUAUUCUGAAGGAAGGUGACUUGGUAAAAAUUGACCUUGGGGUCCAUGUGGAUGGCUUCAUUGCUAACGUGGCUCAUACUUUUGUGGUUGGUGUAGCUCAGGGGACCCAAGUAACAGGGCGGAAAGCAGAUGUCAUUAAGGCAGCUCACCUUUGUGCUGAAGCUGCCCUACGCCUGGUCAAGCCUGGAAACCAGAACACACAAGUGACAGAAGCCUGGAAUAAAGUUGCCCACUCAUUUAAUUGCACGCCAAUAGAAGGUAUGCUGUCACAUCAAUUAAAGCAGCAUGUGAUUGACGGAGAGAAGACUAUUAUUCAGAAUCCCACAGACCAGCAAAAGAAAGACCAUGAAAAGGCUGAGUUUGAGGUCCACGAAGUAUAUGCUGUAGAUGUUCUCGUCAGCUCGGGAGAGGGCAAGGCCAAGGAUGCAGGACAGAGAACCACCAUUUACAAACGAGAUCCCUCUAAACAAUAUGGCCUGAAAAUGAAAACUUCACGUGCCUUUUUCAGUGAGGUGGAAAGGCGUUUCGAUGCCAUGCCGUUUACUUUAAGAGCAUUUGAAGAUGAGAAGAAGGCUCGCAUGGGUGUGGUAGAAUGUGCCAAACAUGAGCUGUUACAACCAUUUAAUGUUCUCUAUGAGAAGGAAGGUGAAUUUGUUGCCCAGUUUAAAUUCACAGUUCUACUCAUGCCCAAUGGCCCUAUGCGGAUAACCAGUGGUCCCUUUGAGCCUGACCUCUACAAGUCUGAGCUGGAGGUCCAGGAUGCAGAGCUAAAGGCCCUUCUCCAGAGUUCUGCAAGUCGGAAAACCCAGAAAAAGAAGAAAAAGAAGGCCUCUAAGACUGUAGAGAAUGCUACCAGUGGGGAAACGUUAGAAGAGAAUGAAGCUGGGGACUGAGGAACUGAAGUUUCCCUUUUAUGAAGAGAUUGUCAUCUAUCAAGUGGAUCCCCAUUUGAAUGUUUUUUAAAUCAUUUUUGUUCUGCAAGAUCUCCCCUCCACGCACGCACCCCUAAUUUUCACAAAGCGUAAAGAAGUAAUCCAGUUCCUCCUUUACUCCUGUCAGUGGGGCUUCCCUUGCUUCCUUUUACACAACCUAAGCUGGAAGUUCAAAACUGUGGUUCCGACCCUGUUUGAACUAUUUUGACCUCUCUCCCUUGAAAGAAACCCAGAAACCAGAGGAGUACGCUGAAGAGACAACUCUUGGCCUUCUGAAACUGUGGACUUAGGAUUGGAUGGGUUGCUAGGGGGGUUUAGAGCUGGCAAACUUCAAUACCUCUGGCAUGCUGACCCAGGAAACUAGGGCUCCCACUAACUUAGAAGGUUUUUAAGAUGACAUUAAAAUAAAUUUGGAUUUGCUCAUAA
Perognathus longimembris pacificus (Pacific pocket mouse) is the source of this 1851-nucleotide messenger RNA. It is a transcript of the gene Pa2g4, whose product is annotated as proliferation-associated 2G4. Lineage: Eukaryota; Metazoa; Chordata; Mammalia; Rodentia; Heteromyidae. The record is from RefSeq and is a predicted model, not a curated record. Bases 202 to 1386 code for a protein of 394 amino acids. The transcript has 14 exons.